AUGAACCAGAUGAAUAUCGGAAUGAACCCCGGCGCUGGGGGACCAGUGGGGGGAGUUCCCAUGAUCAACAACGGAUCCACGGCUUCCCGUAACGAUGGCACUAUGAAUAAUCCUGAUAUCAUGAUCAACAACCUCAACACGUACAUUUACGAUUACUUUUUGAAGCGUGGCUAUCACGACUGCGCUCGCGCACUCGUGCAAGACGAAUCCAUCAAACUUAACACCGACAACAACCCGAAGACUAGCCCUGGCAAUCGGCGUGAUGGCGACAUGAAUGGCCUGGAUCCAGAUGCCAUGAUGACUGAUGGAAAGGACGGUGAGAAGAUCAAGAUCCCUGAUGAUCUCCCCCGUCCAAGCCUCCCCAGCGAAAGCCCCUCGUCAUUCCUGCUCGACUGGUUCAGCCUCUUCUGGGAUUUCUUCUGGGCCCAACGAAAGAAGGGCAACAGCAAUGACGUCCGACAGUAUCUUCAGCAUAACCAGAACUUCAUGCGUCUGCGAGAACAACAACAUAAUCAGUUUAUGAGACAGCAGCCUAUGAUGCCUGCUCAAAUGAACCAGCUGCGCAGACAGAAUGGCGGCAUGGUGCCUCCUAACCUGCAGAAAACAGUGCUGCAGAACAAUACAUCUGGACUCUCGCAACAGCAACAGCAGAUGGCACAGUUCCAGAAAUCCCAGCAAAUGCAAAUGAUGCAGCAAAUGCAACGGGACCAAUCUGAUAUGGAAAUGGCCGGACAUCGACCACAGUCACCUGCGUCUGCCGACAACGCUCCUUCGCCGUCGAAACGCCCCCGCCUCGAAGGCGCUGCCAACGGACAACAGCUCGCACCGAACGGUCGUGGACAAGGACAGGGAAUGCCUGGACAGCCUAACCCGCAGGCUAUGAUGAUGCCGAAUGGCAUGCAGCGGGGAAUGACUCAGGCGCAAUUCCAGCAGUAUCAGCAACAGGGACAGGCUGCGCAGCAGAAGAAUAUGCAGGUAUAUGCUCAAAACUUGGCCUUUCAUCACUUUCGCUCAGCAUCGAAUUCCCAGGGUAUCUCAAAUGGUGGUAUGAUGAAUCCCGGUGUUAUGCCAAACCAGACCGAUAUGGUGGGGAUGCCGGAUGGCCAAGCCUUAUAUCAGAUGAAUGGUGAAUACUACGGCGCCACCGGUCAGCUCCCCCAGGUUCGGCCUGGUAUGCAGACACCUGGUCCUCAGCAUGGUAACCAUGCACUCCAAGAUUAUCAAAUGCAGCUUAUGCUGCUCGAGCAGCAGAAUAAGCGGCGCCUGAUGAUGGCUCGUCAAGAGCAGGAUAGCAUGGCCCGCGCUGAUGGCCAGCCCCCAAUGCCCGGUCAAGGUUUGCCACCUGGCACUUCUCCGGGCAGCCGGGCGGGCGCUUCUCCCAACCCCAGCGACCAAAUGAAACGAGGCACGCCCAAGAUGCCUCCAAAUGGACUUCCUGGCUCGCCCAGCGCGGCCGACAUGUCCCAGCGUGGAUCACCCGGAUCCAUGAAUCUCAAUGGUGGUCAAAUGCCACCCGAAAUGGCAGCUCAGUUCUUCCCUGGGCCGAACAUGCGACCUCCCAGCUCCAACCCUGCUUUCACCGGAGCUCAAAUGGGGCAACCCAUCCCGGCUAAUGCCCAGCGUAUGCCUAGUGGACAAUGGCCGCAAGGGCAACAACCGAUGCCUAUGCAGCAUUCACCUGCGGGCCAGCCUCAGGCUGGAACUCCCCAGGAACGAAGCGCAAUGCCUCCGCCCUCUGCGCCACCCGUCACUGGCCCCAACGCUGGUCGUGGUCAGCCGGCAUCACCACAGACCGCUGGCAAUGCCCCGCCUACACCCCAGCAGUCCAACAAGGCUGCACCAAAGGGCAAGAAGGACACCAAGGACACUCGCAAGCGGCCCACCAAGAAGGCCGCCGCCGCCGCUGCAGCAGCAGGUGCCACUCCUUCCACUGAAGCCGCAGAUACUGUGCCAACGCCGACUCCGUCCACUCCUGUUACACCUCAACAUCCCAACUCCUUUAACAAGAACGGAGCGAACGGAGCUGCGCAGGGACAGCCCUCGGCACCUGCCCCUCCGCCUAUGGUCCAGCCGCCGCCUGACCAAUCUCAGCAACCUUUCACUGAUCUCAGUAUUCCUGAUGCCCACGCAUUCAACCUUGACUUCAGCGCGCUGGAAAACCCAGACAUUUUGGAGAACUUCGACUUCGAUACAUUCCUCAACACCGACGCCGAUGCCACUGGAUUUGGCUUCGACCCUAGCAUAUCCUACUCAGCCGACGGCGUUGAGACAGGCGCCGGCGACACAUUGUGA
This is a messenger RNA of Penicillium antarcticum, 2292 nucleotides long. RefSeq names its product putative cAMP-dependent protein kinase pathway protein (Som1) (gene somA). The record is from RefSeq and is a predicted model, not a curated record. Gene Ontology annotation, cellular component: nucleus. Gene Ontology annotation, molecular function: protein binding. The transcript has 5 exons. Bases 1 to 2292 code for a protein of 763 amino acids. NCBI's taxonomy places the organism in Eukaryota, Fungi, Ascomycota, Eurotiomycetes, Eurotiales, Aspergillaceae.